Molecule: messenger RNA, 2716 nt
Organism: Pocillopora verrucosa
Lineage: Eukaryota; Metazoa; Cnidaria; Anthozoa; Scleractinia; Pocilloporidae
Product: F-box/WD repeat-containing protein 7
Molecular function (GO): protein binding
Source: RefSeq, a predicted model, not a curated record
AACAAAUGCGGUUGGCAACCAGUCAGUCUUUCUGCAGUAGGCUGAUGACCGACCAAAAGUGGCAUUCUUUGAUACACUUGGGUACCUAGAUGCCCUAGCUGGCCAUUUUCGUCUGUAAGAAAUUAAUUUUACCGAAAGAAGCGCAAGUGGAAGUGGCGAAAUGGAACAGGUUAUCGAAAUCGAACACGAGACGACAGCGCGCUUCUCGUGGAGUCAAUUAUAGCAGUCAUGUUAAACGGUUUUGCUAAACACAGGCCUCUCAGUACACUCGAGUAUGAACAGCAGUUAGAUUAUCUGUGUCAGUGGAUGGAGAAAUGGAGCGAUCAAGUGAGACGCAGUGUAAUUGAUCUCCUUCUUCCACGCUGUGAUCAAGAACAAAUCACGUUCCUUUGGACAGUGGUUGAGCCAACAUUACACAGAGACUUUAUGUACAGUUCACUGAAUGCAUUUCCAAGAAGUUCAUUCAGCCCUGUGUCAACACCACUGUGUAGAGAAGUUCAUAAAAAACUUGGGAAGCCAAGAUACAGAGCAUGGAAGCUUCACCGGGUGGAGAGUGCCAUCCUUCACGAUGAAGAAGAGGUGAAAGCCUGGACAUCAACUGCUGUUUUACCAAUUGUGAAGAGUCCUUCCCUUGCGUCACCAUCGCGACAAACGAAGAGAACACCUUCUCCUGAGAGAGUAGAGUCCAGAGGUUCAUGGAAAUCGAAAACAACCUAUUUUGGAGUUAAAUUACCAGGAAUUUCAAGUGUUGGAGGUCAAAAGCGAUCUCUAUCAAGAUUUACAGGAAGUCGCUCAGCACCACCUUGUGGGGCUACCAAAACUUCUUCCCAACAUGCUGUGCGACGCCACAUGCAGAAUGAGUACAAGAAGGAUGUAAUCAACAAUGCUGCAAUGGAUAGUGGGAGAAAGGCUGACGACGUUACGUCAUGGCAAAGAUUGUAUAAAUCGAAGUCUUGCCCCAAUGUGUCUCACACGGCAAAAUCUGUGGUCGGUCAGCAGAGGCAUGUGCUGCAUCACCGUACCAAAACUGAACAAGGUCCAAACUCAGCGUGGAAUUUGAUUUCAUUACCAGAGAAUGCUCAGUGUCUUGUUCAGUGGUUUGAGCAACAGUGGAGCGGUUGGCAAAAGAAUGAAUUUCUUCAGCUGUUCUUGAGGGUUCUUGCGCCCAGCGAACUUUACUUUCUUUCCGGACUUCUCGCUGUUAAACAGUAUCGAGAUUUUAUAGCUAUGCUCCCAGAGCAGUUAGCUAUUCGCAUUUUUUCUUUUCUUGUUCCAAAGGAACUUCUAGUUGUUUGUCAGGUGAGUAAAACCUGGCGUCGUCUUGCGUCUAAAGAUGAGCUCUGGAAAGCAAAAUGUCAAGAAACUUAUGUUGGUGUGCCACUGAGUACUCCAGCUGUAUGGAAGGACAUCUUUAGAGAAAAUCUUAACCUGAAGCGAAACUGGGCAAAUGGCCGCUGCAAAGUGACUGACAUGAGUGGCCACACCCACAACGUACUUUCCGUGUGUGCUUACAAGAACUACGUUGCGACCGGCAGUUUGGAUAGAACGAUAAAAAUCUGGGAUGCCAAAAGUGGUGCAUUGCUUCUGACAUUCCAAGGACAUACGCGUGGUAUUUGGAGUUUGCGGUUCUUGUCAAGUUCUAUUCUGAUAAGUGGAUCAUACGACAAAACUAUUCGGCUCUGGAGCCUCCGAACAAAUAUGUGUGUAAGAAUAUUAAUAAGUCAUGAUGGUCCCGUCUGGGCCAUCGAACGUAAGGGAGAUUUCCUUGUCAGUGGAUCAAGCGACAAAACGGCCAAAAUCUGGAACAUUCGUCAGUGUAAACUCCUUUUCUCGUUGAUGGGUCACAAUGGUUGUGUUUUCUGUGUCGAUCUGGAUAAUGAAUGUAAAAAAGCGUUCACCGGCUCAGGAGACAGGACUGUACGAGUGUGGGAGGUGUCCACAGGUGUUUGUCUUUUGUCCUUCAACAUCGGACAACUGUCUGGCUCCACAGUGACUGCUGUGAGUUUUGAUCAGGGUCAUGUAGUGGUAGGGUCGGGACAGCUGGUGUCGCUAUGGAACCUUGAGACAGGUGCCUGUGUAAAUGAGUUCAAAGGACACAAAGGAAGGAUUGAAUCUAUUAAACUGAAGUUCAUAAUGGUGAAUGGGAAGAAAGAAGCGGGCCUCAUAGUCAGCGCUGGUAAAGACGGUCUGAUAAAGUACUGGGACAUUGAACAGGGUUCCUGUAUUCAAACACUUAAAGGACACAAGGACAAUGUGAACUGCAUCCAUGUGGAUUCCACUAGGAUCAUCAGUGUUUCUUAUGAUCAAAGAGUGCGAGUCUGGGAUUUUAAUUCAUGACCUCAACAGCAAUCGUUGAAUAAAGAGACAAUAUAUUGUUCAAAAAUGCACUCGUUUUGAGUAUUCCUCUUUCAAAAAAUUGAUUACCUUAUUCUGUGUUACACUUCACUCUAACUUCUCAUUUCAGUCGUGUACUUUAAAGAAAUCAGGCCAUCGCGAAAAGAGUCAAUAGUUAUAAAUAAAAUUCUUUAUAUAUUUAAUUCGAGAAAUUUAAGCUCUUAUUUGGUAAAGAUUUAUGAAGGAGAUAAUCAUCUAUUUCCACAUUGCAAGAGUGUUUUGGCAUUUUUGGUCAGAUUGGUAGUUUGGUAACUUGAAUCGCAUAUUUUAGCUGUAAAUAGUCUAUUUAAAUCCUGAGAAUGCUGUGUAGAUAUGUAUUAAU